Molecule: messenger RNA, 1236 nt
Organism: Prorocentrum cordatum
Lineage: Eukaryota; Dinophyceae; Prorocentrales; Prorocentraceae
Source: the annotation of a GenBank genome assembly
UGGCCACCACGCGGAUCAGAGGUGAGAAGGUUUGGGUUGCCUCCUCCUCCUCCUCCUCCUCUCCCAGCCGUCAGAGGUUUCAGGCAGGCAGGCUCCACGGAGCGACCCUCCGCUGCGCGCCGCCCUGGUCGGGGCCGACUUCCGCAGACGAUGGGGCGCUCCCCCUGCGGAGCGGGACGAGGAGGGUGCUGCCGUCUGCCAGUCCGCCAGUACGGCUGUCACGCGUCUCUGGGUGCAGCCUCGCAGGCCUAGAGAUUGACACCAACACCAAUAUCGGGGGUGUGCAUCCACCGAUGGAAGAAGAAUCCGAUAUCGGUGAUGGUGGUAGCGUUCCUCGGCAGCUUGAGGCUGCUGCUGCUGCGAUCCGCCUGCAUAGAGCCCCACUGUCCAGAUUGAGGUCAUGAGCACGACGACGCAUGAAAUCAGAAGGUCGAGAGGCUUGUGCACGGGGGCGGCCACGGCGAGUAUGUUGGCCCAGCUUGUCAUCGAGGGUGCUUUCGCUGCGUGCAUGGACCGUUCAUCCCGGCCAGAGUUUGGCUUCAUGUUGGGCAGCCAUUAGCUUCAUUUUUUCGGGUUGGAGCGACAACCUUUUCAGCUUCGCGCCCACCGUGGACAAGGAAGCUUACAUCAUGGCGGCUGUAGAGAAAGUCCUGUGGAAUGAGCACCGCCUGUUGGUGGCGCCGGACAGCCGGGAGAUGAUCACAGCGAACCGCGUCACUUUUGAGAGCUACGUCUUCCAGGACCCUUUCGGGUCUCGUUAGCAUGUCCUGCCGACGGUGAGGGUCCUAGGGCCCGUCACUUGCACGGGUUGUGGUGCUGAAUACGUAAAUGCCGCAACGCACAGGACCAUCGCAAGUGUCUGAAAUAACUACCGUUUCCUGACUAACAGCUGCAUCCCCAUCAGUAGACGGCUACAGAAACUCAAGAUGAUGCUGGAGGUAUCGUCAGAGCCAGGGCUUCGUCGUGGCUCCCGUUGCCCCCAAGCCAGGGCACAGAGAUUUAUUUAGAUUGGUGCUAAUCCAAGCUCGUCGCGUGGAUGCUUCGGCUCCGCUGCGAGCCGAACGAGACGACGCAGCAGUUCUGCUCGCGCAGUAGCCGCGCUGUCAGUCAAGCAGAUAGUUGGCGCGCAGUGGUCAAACAGUCAAUUGUUUUCUUGCGUAUCUUGGCUUUAACACGUGCAGCGACACCCAGGCUGCUGAGCAGCCAGAGCGGCGAUCGAGCAAAACUACGAUUGGG